AUGCCUAAUGUUUUGCUUGCUGGGUUACAUCCACAAUGGCUCCAGACUGCUACCGAGAAAGGAUAUGACAUAGGCUCAACCAAUCAAAGCUCGAACAUAGCAGAAGAAGCGAAACAAAUGAUGGCGGAUCUUCGAGCCUUACAAUCUGUGAAACCGACAACGCACAUGUUCAACCCUGAUGACGAUUCCAACCUCGAAGCGUUCAUGACAUUACUCGGAAGCGAGAAGUUCGACGGGGUCUCUCUUGGUGGAGGAGUACGAACGAUACCACAGCUUGGGGAUUACUUCACCAAUCUGGUCAAUGAGGUCGUUCGAAAGCAGCCAGGGGCAAAGCUGCUGUUUCCCUUGACGCCAAAGGAUAUUGUCCCGGCAAUCAAGAAGUACCUCUUGUGA
Baudoinia panamericana UAMH 10762 is the source of this 393-nucleotide messenger RNA. RefSeq lists its product as uncharacterized. The transcript has a single exon. Lineage: Eukaryota; Fungi; Ascomycota; Dothideomycetes; Mycosphaerellales; Teratosphaeriaceae. The record is from RefSeq and is a predicted model, not a curated record. Bases 1 to 393 code for a protein of 130 amino acids.